AGGAUUUGUUUGACAAAGCUGCAGCCCGCCUGUCAUCUCCUAUGAUGUCAGCGGCAUAUGAACACUGAUAGGAGCCGCAGCAGCCCCAGUCAGCCUUCACCUGUCCGCGUGCACUUCUUACCUGCGUAAGUUUAGUCCUCCGACUACAUGAUGUUGUUCUACGUGAGUUGCAGCUUGCUGCUGGCACUGGCGACUUUUCACGGCGCCGCUGGAUCAGAAAUGGUGUUCCGUUGUCCGAGCUGCACCGCAGAGCGCCAGGCGGCUUGCCCGAUGCUCACGGAGCCGUGCGCGGAGAUUGUGCGCGAGCCGGGCUGCGGCUGCUGUCCGGUGUGUGCCCGGCAAGAGGGCGAUCUGUGCGGCGUUUACACACCGAGAUGCUCCAGUGGUCUGCGGUGUUAUCCCAAGCCGGAUUCGGAGUUGCCCCUGGAGCAGCUGGUUCAAGGGCUCGGGAGAUGUGGACGUAAAGUGGACACUGAGCCCACGGGGAGCGCAGAGCCUCGGGAAGUCAGCGGUGAGGUACUGGACCCUUUGGACAUUGGUCUGACUGAGGUUCCUCCCAUAAGGAAGCCCACCAAAGACAGUCCAUGGAAGGAGAGUGCUGUCCUUCAACACCGCCAGCAGCUGAAGACCAAGAUGAAGUACCACAAAGUAGAGGACCCUAAAGUACCGCAUGCCAAACAGAGCCAGUGUCAGCAGGAGCUGGACCAGGUGCUGGAAAGAAUCUCAAAAAUACCCUUCAGAGAUAACAGGGGUCCCCUGGAGGACCUUUACUCCCUGCACAUACCCAACUGUGACAAGAGGGGGCAGUACAACCUGAAACAGUGUAAGAUGUCAGUGAAUGGGCAUCGUGGCGAGUGCUGGUGUGUGAAUCCACACACAGGAAGACCCUUCACCAAUUCUCCGAUGAUAAGGGGCGAUCCCAACUGCAGCCAGUACCUCGAUGGCCUAGAGAUGGAUCCCUCUGUGGACCCUCAAAACUAAAAAUAUCCUCAACCUUCCCGUCUUGACCUUCAAGCCUACAAACCCAUAACCACACCCCCAAAGAGAGUGUUUCACACCCUCUAAACAAGCUACAAAUAUACCUUGUGUGUUUAUACAUUUUUGCGCUUGUAGAUUUAAGAUGGUUUGAAACAGUGUUGUUGCAGUUAAAGUACUGAUAUAACUGAACUGAUAGUACUUAAAUUAAAUCCAAAUGAUGGCAUAUGACCAGAGGACUGAUAACACUACUUUUCUGUAGGAAAUUAACUAGAACUGUAAACUUAUCUUUAACACUUUUACAUACUUAGUAUGUCUCUUGUGCUAAUCAUAAAGUGUACGGUUGUAUUUCUCUCAUGUUGCUGGUGCUAUUAGCUUCGAUACACUUCUCUCAUACGAGGAAAUGCGAAGGUAGGGUUUUUUACUGAUAGGACAGUGUUGGUUUUGACAAACACACUGAAGCGCUACGUUAUAAAGUCGCAAGCUAGUUCUUUACCUUAAAUGAUUUACAGAAAUAAAAUAUAUGGGGCUGCUUAUGAAGUCUUAAAAAAAUUCCUGAUGUAUGCAAAUAAAAGUUGUCCAUUUGAUUUUUUUUUUUUUGUGAAUGCAUCAGGAGUAUUCAAGCCAUUUAGUAGGGCUGCAUCCAAAAUCAUAUACUCUUUUGAGUAGGUACUAACUUCACAACCGCUAAAAAGUAUGUUCAAUAUAGUAUGAGUGUGUGUAGUAUGAAUAUAAUCUGGACGUACUACAUUCACCUUGUUGUGACCUACCAGCGUCAUCUGAUUCACAAAUCCUCUCCUGUGGCCUCAUGGGAUAUACAUACUUUUUUAUGAAUACUGUGAAUUUGGACAUACUUCUUUUGUCACAUACUGUUUUUUGCCUACUAUAUAGUAGAGAAGUAUGAGCUUUCAGAUGCAGCCCAACACUACGCAUUUAUACUAAUGCAGUUGAUAAUCUGUUACGAUUGCAUGUCACUACUGACAUCUGGUGGUCACACUAAGGAAGAGAAAACAUAAUUAUUAUAACACUGCAUAAAAUCUCACUGAAGAAGUGUUAAAUAGAUUCAAUACAGAGAGCUGUUCACUAACUAUUUUAACUUAACAUUGUGAUUUACUUUGUGCAAAUUUUAUGCACAAUUCAACCUUUCUGUUAGGUGUCAUUGUCACUUGCUCUUUGGACCCUAUGUUUUACAUGUACACAAAUAAAGAAGUAUUUCAAGGUA
Messenger RNA from Ctenopharyngodon idella (grass carp), 2197 nucleotides. RefSeq names its product insulin-like growth factor binding protein 2a (gene igfbp2a). The coding region runs from base 148 to 981 and encodes 277 amino acids. NCBI's taxonomy places the organism in Eukaryota, Metazoa, Chordata, Actinopteri, Cypriniformes, Xenocyprididae. The record is from RefSeq and is a predicted model, not a curated record. Gene Ontology annotation, cellular component: extracellular region. Gene Ontology annotation, biological process: regulation of insulin-like growth factor receptor signaling pathway. Gene Ontology annotation, molecular function: insulin-like growth factor II binding; insulin-like growth factor I binding. The transcript has 4 exons.